AUGGUGGGAUCAAGUACCUCAGCGGUCCUCUUUAUCUCUGUCAAUCACAGCAUCACUCUGAUGGGAAAAGUGUGGCUCAUUGUGAUGGUCUUCCUCCGUAUCCUGAUGCUCCUCUUCGCCGGUUUUCCUCUCUACCAGGAUGAGCAGGAGAGAUUUGUGUGCAACACCAUUCAGCCUGGCUGUGCCAACAUGUGCUACGAUCUUUUUUCUCCAAUUUCCCUCUUCCGUUUCUGGCUGGUGCAGCUCACCACCGUGUGUCUUCCCUACAUCAUUUUCGUCAUCUACGUGGUCCAUAAAGUGUCAUAUGCCCUCUCGGUGGAACACACUCAAACUUUCCAGCUGUUCAGAGUCCAACAGGAGUCGUUCAGGAAGCUACCUCCAGUGGCGGAGCAGCAGGGAGGAAUGCUGUGCUUUACUGGAGCCUACAUCCUCCAUCUGCUUUUCAGGACCCUGUUGGAAGCUGGGUUUGGGGCAGCUCACUACUACUUGUUUGGUUUCUACAUACCCAGAAGGUUUCUGUGUCAGCAUGCUCCCUGCACCACUCAGGUGGACUGCUACAUCUCCAGACCCACUGAGAAGACAGUGAUGCUCAACUUUAUGCUCGGCAUGGCAGCAUUAUCCCUUUUCCUCAACGUUCUGGAUUUUAUCUGCGCCAUCAAACGCACAGUAAGGCAGAAGAGCAACAGGAAGAUGAUGGUGGAAAAGAUAUUUGAGGAUGAGCAAUGUUUUCUGUCAGCUGGGGCCUCCAGAGGGACUGACCCGAACGUCUCUGUUCCUCAGCAAGAUCUACAAACACAGUCUGGGAAACUGGGAAGUUUCAGGAAGAGGCACAGCAGCAAGGACUCUUGUGGUGGGGUCACACUUGAUUUAAACCAGGAGCCACCCCUCCUGGAGCAAAGCUCUCACCCAUGCUCUCCGGGGGCUCCAGGCUGCAACACCAAUGGGAACAAUGCUUACUUGAUUUCCCAGGAGGACGCUCUGGAGAGGGAUGGCAGCAAGGUGGCUCUCUGUGCCCAGGAGCUCGUAGGGACUCCAAGAUCCAUCCGAGUUAACAAACCCAGCAGGCUCAAACCUCCACCUCCACCAAGACGGGACCUCGGAUUUCUCUCUGGAGGAUCAGCUGCUCCAGUUGGGGAUGUAUCCUCAGCAGCAGGGGUCUGCAGCAGGAGGUUGGGCCAGUACAUGCUGGUUGAGCUGAGCAGUCCAGAACAAACCAAUGAAGAUGGGCAGGAGAAAAGAUCAGAGUGGGUGUGA
Melanotaenia boesemani (Boeseman's rainbowfish) is the source of this 1254-nucleotide messenger RNA. RefSeq names its product gap junction delta-4 protein. The record is from RefSeq and is a predicted model, not a curated record. Gene Ontology annotation, biological process: cell communication. Lineage: Eukaryota; Metazoa; Chordata; Actinopteri; Atheriniformes; Melanotaeniidae. Bases 1 to 1254 code for a protein of 417 amino acids. Gene Ontology annotation, cellular component: connexin complex. The transcript has 2 exons.